CACAGCUGCAUCAGACCCACAACCAUAUAUGGGAGUUUUCCAUAGCCUUCUUUAUCUGAUAACCUGUUAUGCUAAGUAAUAGUGUCAGGAAACAAAUUUUCUUAGAUCAAUGAGGAAAGAUGGAGAAUGCAAAAGUCAGAAAAGGAGAAACAGUCCGCGGCUUCUUGCUCUUAAUGUCAACAAGGAAACUCAGGAGAGGAAAAGGUUUGUUUCAGAUGAAACAGAUGAGAAGGAAGAAUCCAAAGGUGAAAAGCCCAGCCUACACUCCCUGGCUAGGGUGAGGGGCAAGAGAAAGUUCCCCUAUUUGGCUGCCAAACAGGUUUCCGAGGGUAGAAGCAAAGUGGAGAAGCAUGAAAACUCAUCAACAAACAGUGGUGUACAGACAAAAUUGCCAGAAAAGUGCCUACUCGAGCUAAUCCUAGACAUAUUACAAAGGAGAGAUGCAUAUGAAAUAUUUGCUGAACCAGUGGAUCCUGAUGAGGUUGAGAAUUACAAUGAUAUCAUUAAAGAGCCUAUGGAUUUCGGCACCAUGAGGGCUAAACUUCAUGAAGGGUUGUAUGAGAAUCUUGAACAGUUUGAGCAUGAUGCAUUCUUGAUCCCAGAAAAUGCUAUGCACUUCAACUCCUCUAGCACCAUUUAUUUCAGACAGGCUAGGUGCAUAAACGACCUUGCCAAGAAAGUAUUCCAUGUCCUAAGAACUAAUCCUCAAAACCUUGAGAUGGAAUUCGCGGGGUCAAGACGAAGAUCCAUGAGGAAAAUGAAAAAUGAAACCAAAGAGCCAGAGCCAAGCCCCCAGAAAGAUGUCAAGGCUAACAAUGCUUCAAACAACACCCUCUUCAGUUUUGGUGAACCAUCAACACUCACAGGGAUCAAUAAAGGGAGCCAACGGUUUGCUCAAACUAAUAACAAAGGUAGCAACAAUGAAGAUAGUCGACGAUCCACAUACAUAACUUGGAAGUCCUUCAUUGGAAAUGACUGCCCCAAAACAACAAUUCUUUCAAACGAGCUGAACAUGAACUACAAAGAGAGCUUGAUGAGGUUUGUUGAAGAUUUAGGGCCCACAGCAAAGAGGAUUGCUGCCAUGAGACUACAAGCUCUUCAUCUGUAUACCCCCACAUUCCGAUCCCCGUCUUACCAAGUCCCCACAUCUUAUGCCACAUUUAGAAUGACAUCCUUUUUGGACAUGAAUUCAGCAGCCGCAACAUCCAAUCCUCAAAUAGGCCUACACGUCUUCACCAAAGAGACAAAGGAUACCACGAAGGAUACAUCGCGUGCAGAUAUAGACUCCAACCAAUUGAAAGAUUCAAACAAUCCGGUGGGAUCGAUGUUGCAGUACAAAAGAAACAGAAAAGCAUCUGAAGCAGCAAAUAAGUGUGGUAGUAGUAAUUUGAGUGGAAAGCAAGUGGACUCCCCUUCUCCCAUUGUUAAUCCUUCUGCAGAUUUGAACUCUUCACCAUUGGAGAAGUUAAGCGGAAGCAGCAAAAGUUCAGUUGAUGAACAGCUCCAAAAGGCAGGAGGGAGUUCAGUGAUAGUUGACACAAGAAAGCCAAACGAUCGUAAUACACGCCCGAUCGUAUUGGCUCUUGAGCAGUCAUACAGCCCUAAAACGCCAACCGAGCUUAAGAUGAGAAAUAAGGGAAAUAAAGCAAAACAACGAAACAAGCAACCUAUGCUCCCAACACCUUCAGACAAGGCUGAUGGGUUGAUUUCUGAAGCCUACAUGACGGCCCCAGUGGCUUUGCCACCAAAACCAUUAUUGGGAUCAAGGUUCACAUUUGAUCUCGCGUUCUUGAGAGCGCGGCUAAACCAUAUGAAUUCAGUAGCAGACAAAGAUUUUGGGCAGCAGUCAUCAUAUGAUCCAAGCAGCAGAGUCACUGUAGGAGAUAUUGAGCAUCGGUCACUCUAUGAUCAGAGCAGCGGAAUUAAUCUAGGGGGUUUUGGGCAGCGGUCAUUUUAUGAACAUAGCAGCAGACAUGGUAGUCUCACUAGCUUACUGAAUAGCAAAGAUGAACAUCAGCAAGAAACAUCAGUCGGGAGCCCAAGUCAUUUACUCAGUGGACCGAGGUCUUGCGGCGAGCAAGGCCACUAUCGUAGUCUAUGCCGGACAGCCCAUUAGCAAGCAUAUUCUACCUUGGGUUGAGCUGUAGCAGCGAGGCUGGGUAUAGUCUCGAGUACUCUUGAUUCCGCACUGAUGCUAUUGGACAAGGCUAAGAGACCUGAUGCGGCUUGAUUCGAUUACCGCUUCUACGUAGCGUAUUUAAAACUAAUGUAAGUGGUGCAGACUCACUGGUGUUGGUGCUAAUAUAUUUUACAUAGUAUUUAUUGUAAGACCUUAUUUUAAUAGGUUGUUGUGUAUAAAGUUUAGAAACUUGUACUCUUGUAGCAAACAAUAUACUCCGUGUGUUUUAUUUCAAGGUUUAUAUGUAUAUAUAGGGGGCAGAUCAUGUACAAAUUGUACUUAUCGUGCAAACGUUUGUACGAUGUGACUUUACGUUAUUUGUAUUGCAUAUUGAGGUUCAA
This is a messenger RNA of Cuscuta europaea, 2520 nucleotides long. NCBI's taxonomy places the organism in Eukaryota, Viridiplantae, Streptophyta, Magnoliopsida, Solanales, Convolvulaceae. The record is from the annotation of a GenBank genome assembly.